This is a messenger RNA of Aspergillus glaucus CBS 516.65, 1234 nucleotides long. RefSeq lists its product as uncharacterized. The transcript is spliced from 2 exons. The record is from RefSeq and is a predicted model, not a curated record. Lineage: Eukaryota; Fungi; Ascomycota; Eurotiomycetes; Eurotiales; Aspergillaceae. The coding region runs from base 328 to 1113 and encodes 261 amino acids.
UCAUGGCAUAUCCAUGACUUCACCAACCGAUUAACCACCAAAUCCCGUUCUCCCAUUGCCCUUGGAAAUGACCCCUUUCCCAUUUGCCAGAUCUCGGUCACGUGGGAUGGUCCGUACUGUGUUCGGCUUAGUCUCGGCGGUGUGGAGGGUUUACCGCCUUUGUUUCUGCGAGAGUAAAUUUUCCGAUCCUAAAGUCAUGUGAUGUAAGUCCCGGCCGCCCGGCAGAAAAAACCCGACGCAAAUCCGAGCAUCGAAAACAUCCGCAGCCAUACAUACAGAGGAGUCAUCCAUUGUCCUGGUUCAAGCAACUCAAUUCGCGCGAAUAAAAUGCCAGUCACAAUCCCGCAAUUCCUCAUUCCUAGGGGAGCACCAUCAGCCAGAACCCUCCGCACCCUCCGACACCACCGCAUCCCAGCCGCAUCCUCAUCUCCCCGCACCCUCACCACAACCCCAAUCUCCCACUCCCAAGAGAACCAAGACCCCUCCAAACCACGCAUCCUAGUCCAACCCGACAAAUUCCGCCCUCCCUCCCAUCCCGCCCGCCGCGUCGUGCAAACCCGCAAUGGCAAAGUCAACGCAGGACCCGUGAAUUACCCGGGCCCGAAGCCCACGGAAAAGGAAAAAGAGGAGCAGAAGACAAGAGAGUAUCCGAAUAUGUUCCCGCCAGAGGGUACGGUUAUGUUUAGGUUUUUGACGAGUCGGUGGAUUCAUGUUUGGAUUGCUAUGGGUAUCCUAACAUCCCUCGCAACAUUCACCUUCACCACAAACUUCAAACGCACCUCUCCCUACACCCACCUGUUACCAUCCUGGUCCAACCUCCUCUCGCACCCCUUCGACACAGUCUCGCAAGCUCUCUCCGUCUACCGCAUGGACGUGGAGCAUCGGUCCAUGAUGACGCGGGAAAAGCGUCUGCAGCGCGUCGAGGACGCGGAGAAGAGGAGGAAGUAUCGGGUUGCGCAUGGGAUGGAGGAGGAUACGCGGAAGGAGGUGGAGAAGAAGGAGGUUGUUGAUGAUCAGUCGCCUGUUGCGCGGGAUGUGCAUGGGAAGGAGGAGGCUUUUGUUGAUUGGGAGGGGAAUCAGAAGCCGGUUAAGAAGUGGUUUGGGAUUUGGUGAUUUGAGGUUUGGGGAUGUAGGGUCUCGCAUUACUCGUGAGUGAGUCGGUCGAAUGGGAGAUGGGGAUGAUUAGAUGGAGCAGACUUGAACUUUUCUGUACUAUUAUUUAUGUACAUACAGC